AUGUCUUCGGAUGUGUCACUGGUUUGGGUGAAGUGGUGGCGAAGGGGUGGACAGAGAGAGCAAGUGUUGGGACAGAAGAGACCACUUCUUCCCGAUGGAGACAAUCUUCAGGAGACGAAGAACACCAGUUGUGAUGACAAAGUCUUCUACGGACUGAGGCUUCCAUUGGACGCCAAUCACAGCAACGACAUUCAACUCGUUUUCGACAACAGGAAGGAUGUGUUGGACGCGAAUAAGACACACAAAGGCUCGCGAUUUAAGGCAUUCAGCACUGAGGAGGACGCCGUCCUCUUCUCCCAACAAGUGGUCAAACCGGAGAUGAGUUGCGAUACGAGUAAAGACAACAAGAAUAUCGAGAAGUCUUUGUGUCCGUUCAGUGGAUUACAUCCGCGAGAACUGUCGAGACUUCGCAAAGCCAUCGAAGCGGACGACUACGAUGUGGUGAAUGGACUGAUUUGGUUGAACCCGAGGUAUUUGGUGAGCAGUGGUGACACUCCGGCGGUGCUGAUGGAGAGCUGUCGUUACAACGCCUGUCAUAUCGCAGCCAAAGUGAACGCACACCGAGUCCUACAACUCAUACUAAACACGGUUUCCGACCAAAAGUUUAUGAAACUAUUGUUUCCGUUCGACACAAACGACGUGACCGUCAGUCGAAUCGACUUCUUAUUGGAUUUGUACGUAAAUACUCCCGAAAAAGUGUGUUGGGAAACUCCUCUGCAUUUUGGCUGCAAAUUCGGUUCAACACAAGUCGUGUCUAUUUUGUUAAGACAUCCGAAGUGUGAUUCAGACAAAGUGAACAAAUCGGGCCGAAAACCAAUUGAUAUGAUUUGUGAACGAAAAGGCGAUCAAAACGCCAAAAAAGAGAUCCUAAAUAUGUUUGAAUCGCAACUCUUUAUACCGUUAUUCAGAGACGACUUCAGCGCACAAAUUGGAGAACCAUUCAAAGGAGUGAUGGGCGACAAUAGGAUGAGUGCAUUGGCCGGCCCUAUGUCUCCACAACAGGCGCAACAACUGUUUAAGACUCUUAAAAGUCCGCUAAAGUGUACGCCAUUUCAGCGUAAAAUAAGAUUAACUGAUCCGCGAAAGGGUAUUGAAAGAGUUGCGCGAAAUCUGUGUAAAGAUAUGAACAUUAAUUGGACUGAAUUUUGGCCGUUUCUUAACACUCGCAUUGACUUAACUUCUGAUGAAGGACUCAAUCAAUUGGAGAAACAUUUGCGUCAUAUUUAUUAUGAUUUGGACAGUCAGUCAAUGAGGGCUUUAGAAACAGUGAAACAUAGCGGCGAUAAUGACAAUCGUGUGCUUGCAUUAAGUGAUGACUUAAACAAACUGAGUCUUAAUUCGAGUAACUCUUCAUUCUCUUCAGUCUCUAUAAAAGACGAAUCAAACGAUACAUUAAAUUGUGUCUUAAAAUGCGAAACAAAUGAAAACGUAUUCUCAGAGGAAACCCAUUAUGACUCGGACUCCAAUGACUCGGACGACAGUUUUGUGAGCGCACUGUCUUCGCCCACAUUUCUGUUUGACUAUUAUGUCAAUGGUCAUCUGUUUGAGUAA
Messenger RNA from Oppiella nova, 1551 nucleotides. The record is from the annotation of a GenBank genome assembly. NCBI's taxonomy places the organism in Eukaryota, Metazoa, Arthropoda, Arachnida, Sarcoptiformes, Oppiidae.